This is a messenger RNA of Saitoella complicata NRRL Y-17804, 1651 nucleotides long. RefSeq names its product RNA-binding domain-containing protein. The coding region runs from base 32 to 1651 and encodes 539 amino acids. Gene Ontology annotation, molecular function: mRNA binding. Lineage: Eukaryota; Fungi; Ascomycota; Saitoellomycetes; Saitoellales; Saitoellaceae. The record is from RefSeq and is a predicted model, not a curated record. Gene Ontology annotation, cellular component: nucleus; cytoplasm. The transcript has 6 exons.
CAGAACGCUUUCCUUCCCUCGAUCAAUUGAAAUGGCAGACGGUGACUUUUACCGUCCUGAACAAGCUCAACAACAAGGCGGUGACUUCUACAGACCGAGGUCCCGUUCCCCACGUCGUCGCUCCCGAACUCGAUCCCCUGGACGCGGCAGAUCACGCACUCCUCAGCGCGGAUACUCCCGAAGCCGUUCUCGUGAUAACAGGAGGCGCAGCCCAGACGAACGUAUGGACGAUUACAAUGAUGGUGGAGACUACGGUGCCCCUCAGCGCGAUGAGCAGCCCCGUGGAGGCAGAGAUGAGUUCGUGAAUGAUGUCAAGGCCAACUCCCAACAAGAGAGACGUGUCUACGUCGGUAACUUGGCGUACGAAGUGAAGUGGGAUAACUUGAAGGAUUACAUGCGUCAGGCUGGUGAAGUGAAGUUUGCAGAGGUUUUGACUCUUCCAAAUGGCAUGUCGAAGGUGGGCAAUCUUUCUGGGCGGAGGACUCGCGGAAUUGUCGAAUAUGCUACUCCGGAAGAAGCGCAACAGGCUAUUCAGACUCUCAGCAACAAGGAAUUCAUGGGACGCCUCGUCUUCAUUCGUGAGGACCGUGAGGUCGAACCCCGCUUUGGAGCUGCUUCUCAGGCUCCCCGGGGUGGAUUCGCAGCUGGUGCUGGUGCUGGUGCUGGCGCUGGUGCUGGUGCUGGUCCUCCGAUGGGCGGCCGUCAGCUCUACGUUAGCGGCAUCCCGUUCACCGCCGGCUGGCAAGACUUGAAGGACAUGUUCCGCAGUGCUGGAAAUGUCAUCCGUGCUGAUGUUCACACGUCCUUCGACGGUCGUCCCAAGGGUUCCGGUGUCGUUCUCUUUGAGACCGCCGCUGAUGCCCAGAACGCUAUGCAGAUGUUCAACGGUUAUGACUGGCAGGGCCGUGCCCUUGAUGUCCGCGUCGACCGCUUCGCUGGUGCUCCUCAACGCGGUGGAUUCCAGGGCGGACCUAUGGGCCGUGGAGGAUUCAUGGGUGGACCCAUGGGUGGUCGCGGCGGUUUCAUGGGAGGCCCGAUGGGAGGUCCGAUGGGAGGUCGUGGUGGCUUCAUGGGCGGUCGUGGCGGUUUCCGUGGUGGAUUCGGCGGAGGUUACGGCGGAGGCUUCGGCGGCCGCGGAGGCUUUGCUGGUGGUUACGGUGGUGGUGGAUACGGGGGUGGAUUCGGAGGCGGCCACGGCGGUGCUCCUGGGCACUCUGCUCCUGCUGCCACUCAGCCCCCGAACGAGUUCACUGACGGUGCCACCGGUGGAGGCGAGCCUAGCACUACCAUCUUCGUUCGCAACCUCCCCUGGUCUACCAGCAACGACGAUUUGGUCGAGCUUUUCACCACUAUUGGCAAGGUUGAGCGUGCCGAGAUUCAGUAUGAGCCUUCCGGUCGCUCCAAGGGUACUGGUGUUGUCCAGUUUGACCACCAGGACAGUGCUGGAUUGGCGAUUACCAAGUUCACUGGUUACCAAUACGGUGGCCGUCCUCUUGGACUUUCUUAUGUCCGCUACGUUCCGGUUGGUGGACCCGCUCAGCAGAUGGGUGGGAACAUGGGCGGUGUCAUGGAGAAUGGUAACGGUGUGAACGCUCCCCCUAUGGACAUGGGAGGCGAUAUUGCCAUGGGUCAGGACCAGCAGAUGAUGUGA